Messenger RNA from Populus trichocarpa (black cottonwood), 1229 nucleotides. RefSeq names its product tRNase Z TRZ1. The coding region runs from base 58 to 963 and encodes 301 amino acids. NCBI's taxonomy places the organism in Eukaryota, Viridiplantae, Streptophyta, Magnoliopsida, Malpighiales, Salicaceae. The record is from RefSeq and is a predicted model, not a curated record. The transcript has 8 exons.
CCCUUGUUCUUCCCUUCUAGCUCGUGCUCCGUGGGGGAUUUGUCCAUAAGAGAAGAGAUGGAAAGAAGAAAAGAAAGAGGAGAAGAGAACGAGAGUGAUGAUUCAGUUCGGGAAAAGAGAAAGGAAGAAGAGACGAAAAGAAUAAUUGAAGGGUACCCAGUGGAGGGAUUGUCAAUAGGAGGGCAUGAAACUUGCAUUAUUUUCUCUUCUCUCAAUAUGGCUUUCGAUAUUGGUCGAUGCCCACAACGCGCUAUCUCACAGGACUUCCUUUUCAUCUCUCAUGCUCACAUGGAUCAUAUUGGAGGACUGCCUAUGUAUGUUGCCACCCGUGGCUUAUACCGAAUGAAGCCUCCAACAGUUGUUGUGCCCACUUGCAUCAAAGAAACUGUCGAACAACUCUUUGAGGUGCAUAGGAGACUUGAUGGAUCAGAGCUCAAGCAUCACCUUAUCGCUCUCGAUGUCGGACAAGAGUUUUAUGUGAGAAAGGACCUUAAAGUAAGAGCAUUCAAGACGUACCACGCAAUUCAAAGUCAGGGUUAUGUGGUUUACUCUGUGAAACAGAAACUUAAGCAGGAGUACCUUGGCCUUUCUGGGAAUGAGAUUAAAAGCUUGAAGUCAUCAGGUGUUGAGAUUACAAACACUGUAACUUCUCCUGAGAUCGCUUUUACUGGUGACACCAUGUCAGACUUUAUUAUCGAUGAAACCAAUAUUGAUGUUUUGAGGGCCAAGGUUCUUGUUAUGGAGAGCACCUUUGUUGAUGGCACAGUAACAGUUGAGCAUGCAAGAGAUUAUGGGCACACUCAUCUAUUUGAGAUAGUUAACUAUGCAGACAAAUUUCAGAACAAAGCAAUCCUUCUAAUUCAUUUUUCAGCUCGUUACACAGUGAAGGAAAUCCAAGAAGCUGUACAAAGACUACCACAGCCUUUAGCUGGCCGAGUUUUUGCACUUACAGAAGGUUUUUGAUGAGAUGGAUGAGAAAAGAAGUUGAGAAAGCAUAUUUCUUGGUGUAUUUUGUCACACCGCAAACUCAUGCCAGGAUUCCUGGCUUUCAUUCACACUCUUCAAAAGAAUCUAUUUAGGUGAUAGGCAGGGCUUCUAUUAUUUUCUUACCCAAAGCUUUCAUUUAAUGAGGGAUGUUGUCUCGUUGUAGAAUUUUUGUAUCCCUCUAAACGCAAGAAUAGCUGUCUCAUGUUGUUAGCUCACUGAAAGCUGGCCUUCGAAUUAUUUUU